AUGUCAGAAUUGUCGGCAGCAAGCAUCGCUGAGGUACCGGAUAAUUAUAUGGUAUAUCGCAGCAUCGGCCGGAUGUUUUUAUUAAGUUCAAAAGAAAGCGAAAUUGCUCGUCAUAAUCAGGAAGCUCUUGAAUAUAAGCAGAAGAUAGAUGGUUUCACAAAACAAAAAGAAUACCUGCAGCGAGGACUGGAAGAAGCAGAACGCAAUCUCCGCGAAAUGAUCCAGGCUCGACGGGCAUGA
Haemonchus placei is the source of this 240-nucleotide messenger RNA. The record is from the annotation of a GenBank genome assembly. NCBI's taxonomy places the organism in Eukaryota, Metazoa, Nematoda, Chromadorea, Rhabditida, Trichostrongylidae.